AUGGCUCGUUACGUAGGUUUGAAUAAGCUUGGCAAGCUGUUCAACUAUAUCCGCGACAAUGGAGGUAUUCGGGCUAGUUUGUAUAAGCUGUACAGAAUGGAUGAGAUGAAGUCGGGACGUUUGGUCGGUGAAGAUAAGUACGGUAACAAGUACUACGAGGACCCGUCACAGUUUUAUGGCCGUAACCGUUGGGUAGAGUACGCACCGCACUGGAACCUGGAGUACGACGGUUCUCAAAUCCCGUCUGAAUGGUUCGGUUGGAUGCACUACAAGACUGAUCUGCCACCGAAUCGGGACGGAAACCGUCCGCACUACUCGUGGAUGAUCGAUCAUAGUGAAAAUGUGUCCGGAACUAAAGAUGCCUACAUGCCAUACUCAACAACCCGUCCCAAGGUAGAAGCAUGGGAUCCGAAAAAGUCGCUACCGAAAUGA
Messenger RNA from Anopheles marshallii, 432 nucleotides. It is a transcript of the gene ND-B17.2, whose product is annotated as probable NADH dehydrogenase [ubiquinone] 1 alpha subcomplex subunit 12. Gene Ontology annotation, cellular component: membrane. The transcript has 4 exons. Gene Ontology annotation, biological process: response to oxidative stress; mitochondrial respiratory chain complex I assembly. The record is from RefSeq and is a predicted model, not a curated record. Lineage: Eukaryota; Metazoa; Arthropoda; Insecta; Diptera; Culicidae. The coding region runs from base 1 to 432 and encodes 143 amino acids.